Molecule: messenger RNA, 16124 nt
Organism: Larimichthys crocea (large yellow croaker)
Lineage: Eukaryota; Metazoa; Chordata; Actinopteri; Sciaenidae
Gene: rnf213b
Product: ring finger protein 213b
Exons: 65
Coding region: 165-15605 (5146 amino acids)
Biological process (GO): negative regulation of non-canonical Wnt signaling pathway; ubiquitin-dependent protein catabolic process; sprouting angiogenesis
Cellular component (GO): cytosol; nucleolus; membrane
Molecular function (GO): ATP hydrolysis activity; ubiquitin-protein transferase activity
Source: RefSeq, a predicted model, not a curated record
UGAAUUUGUUGACGGUGCCUUGAAGCUCCCUGUAGGAAGUCAGAGCAGGUCAGGAAACAUUGAGCAGUUGUUACCUGACAAACCUGCAGCCUGCUCCUGAACACAUCACCAAAGAGACAGAGAAGAGGGGAACAGGGGCUCCCCCGUGACAAGAGUCCCUACAGAUGGAGGACGGAGCGGGGAACCGGCCCGGCACCUCCGGGUCCCAGAAAAAAGAGGGUGUUGCAACCAAAAAACCCCGAAAAAGGAAUGAGGAACAAGGAUCAGCUAAUCCGAGCAAGAAAGCUCAAGGAGAGAGGAGGAGGAGGAGACAACCGAGGAGAAAGAAGAGCUCAAACGUAAAAGAAGAAAAAGCAUGGAUGGAGGUCGUGGAGACAGCAAACAGUGUCCCUGUAGAAACACAACAUGCGGGGACCCGAACAGAAGAAGACAACUCGCACACCGUGGAAAAGAGUCGAGAACAACAGCAUAAAGUUGGUGCAAAGAUGGUGCAAGCUCAGACCCAAACAGGAAGACUUAAAGCCACAGACAGAUCCACACAAACUCCAGUCGCUUGUCAGAGCGACCAGGAAACACAGACGGACUUCUCUGAGCCAAAACAAGACGACACAAACCAUGACGAGGCUCAACAGCGAAAACAAGACGACACAAACCAUGACGAGGCUCAACAGCGAAAACAAGACGACACAAACCAUGACAAGGCUCAACCUGCUGCUGAGUCACAGCGAAAACAAGACGAACAGGAGUCAAACAAGACAAUGAAAGAAAACCCGGACAAUGAUGGAGCGUCAUCAGGCUCAGUCACGGAGCAAAAGCUCAAGAAAGAGUCAAAGUCUGAGGAGGAGAAUCCGUCUGCAGGAACCUCGGGUCAGCCCGAAGACGCCCAGGCUGAAAAAGAUGCCAAACUAAAGUCUUACGCACAAGUUCUGUCUGCGGGAGGAGGGAGUGAUAAACAGUCCAACAUGCGAGGCUCCAAAGCGACAGAUGAAACCACGAAACCAUCCCAAAGCACACGUGAUCACAGCCCGGUGAGACCUCCACCUGGUGCUCCCAUGUUCACCCUGUACAUCUAUGCUGUGCUGGACAAAAAGUUCAGAUUCGACCAAAAGCAUGACACGCUUCUUCUGUGUUAUCAUGGAGGGUACUUACCCUUUGAGUUGAAGCAUUUCGUUGGACUAAAAGAGCGAGGAUAUCUGAUAGAGGCAAGUCUUUCCGUUGAAGAAAGCACACUGCAGAGGGGCGGGUGGUGGACUUACUGGUAUGGUGUCAAACAACGACACAAAGAAAUUUCAAGCAUUGCCUCAAGAUCUGCUCAAAUUCCAUUUGAUCCCAACAUUAAAGAGUUGCACCUUUAUGAAGGCUUCAUUAGUCGCCUGGAGGCUGGUUCCGCAAUGCAAAUUAUAUUAGAAACCGGCCGUCAAAUAUUUGGCAUGAAUCGAUCGAAAGGUGUGGAGGUGUCAGACGCCUGGCAGGCCUCAGCGAUCGACCUGCUGCACAGAAUCUUCCAGAGAUGGUCUCCAGCAGACAAACAGAGCACUCAGAGCCUGUGUGGAAACUUGCAGGAUUUCAUGAAUAGCCUCGGUUCUGCACAUACAAGAGUGACAUUCCCAGACAACUCCCGACCUCCUGGGAUCCAGAUGUCAGAGCUGAUUUCAGAGACUUUUGUUCACAUCUUAAGAGGAGAGCUAAAGGAGAAAUUCCCCAGCAUCUGGGGGAGCGCCAGUCCUCUUCUUCUGGGCCUGUCUGUUUUCACGGUUACCAGACACUGUAAAAUCAACCUUGGAGUGAAAGGCUGGGCUGAGCUGUGUCAUCGAGUGUCCUCAGAGGCUGCGAUGGACAAGAAAAACCUGGACGAGGUCCUCUGUUCUUUCCCACAUGCACCAUAUGUUGUGCUGGGUUUGAUGAACCACUGUGCACAGCAGUCGGUGUCGGAGCUCGUCCUGCUCGUUCCUCUGCUCUUCAGACUCAGACACUCAGGAGCUGACGCCACAAAAGUUGGUCCGACGGUCGAGGAAAAGAACUGGUCAGGACUUGAAAAUGUCAAUUUCAGCAGGUUCAGGGAGAAUAUACAGUUCCACUCUGACAAAAGAACGAGAACUCUGGAUUUGAUCCAGGCACGCUUGUCCAUGGCCAAAGAGAAUCCUCUGCUGCUGAUUGGCUGGUUGUCUCUGGUCGCAUUCGAGGAUCUUCCUGAAUUUUCAGAGCGGACAGAAAUCCCUGCAGAACACCUGAUCCAGAGUCUGAUGUACAGACUGCGAAAAUAUGGAGAGCCAAUGGAUUACAGCAGAGCACAGGAGAAUGUAAAGCACAUUCAGAAAACUUUGACUCAUAUACUGCAGAAGGUCGACAAAGAGCAGGACAGACUGGUUGGAUCUGGGAACAUCAAACCAGCCUUCCUGAGCAGCAUCAGUGUGAUGAAGUCCACAUGUGGGAUUGUGCGACUCGUCUCCUGGUACCAAACUGCGGUCCUGUCCUAUCAGCUCGUGCUCAGACUGGCGGAGAUUCUGAAUGCUGAACCGAAAAACGAGUCUUCGCCAGAGGAGGAGAAAACCUUAAAGGAUCAUCUACAUGGCGUGCAGGAGCAGAUCAGUGUGUGGAGAGAGAACCUGCUGGAAAAACCUCUUGUGACAUCGAAACAACUCAACUACUCAAAGGAAAUUGAGAUGUGGGAUGCGCUGCUCAAAGUCGAGUGCUCUCUUGAAGAAGUUUCAUCCACAUGGAGUGUGAGCCUGAAAAAAGACCUGAAGAAGAGGAUUUCCAAGACAAGUGAGGAGGAUAAAGUUCUGGUCUGCUGUCUCGACGUUACCUCGGCGGCAAUAAGGAAAAGCCACGAGGUGGUACAGAGCUGUUUUGAUGAGCUGUGUCAGGCUGCUGUCAAGACAAUCUGCCAGAGCGGGCAGGAGGGAGACCUGAUGAGGAGUCUCAGGUCUAAGGUGAAGGACCUCCCUGAAGCCGUCACAUCUGCUGUUGUGGUUGAGUCAGCAGCACGAUUCAGAGACGACCCUGUAGUCCAGCUGCUCGAUCCACAGUCCGCCAUAAACCAGCUGCUGUCUCACGGUGACUGGAAGUCCAUCCGGAUGGAUGACACCGCAGCGCAGGUUGUCCACAGCUGCCUGGCUGCGCUGCAUUCUCUGGUGGAGUCUCUGCUUCAAGGACACGUGCCCCUGGGACACCUACAGAGCUGCCUGCGCUAUAGAGAGCAGUUUAAGAGACUUCACCUGCAGUACAAGAGAAAGAACAAAUCUGAAGCCGUUCCUGUCGAUGCCGAUGUGGUUCUGGCUCAGAGAGAGAAAGAUUUCAACUCCUUCGAGUUGCGGAGAGAGAAGAUGGAUACGCUGAUAAAGAUGAUAGGAAAGGUUACAGAGAGCGUCACGGUUCCUGAGAUGUCGACUCUCGAGGAGCAGCACAGUGCAGAUCUGAAGACUGUUGGCCUCAACAAACUGGUGCAGGUUGAGACCAUUGUUGCUGAUUGGAAGUUGGGAAGGAUGGACCCUGCUCAGGUCCUCUGGUAUAAAGCCAGUAUGAAUGUCCUGAAAAUGUCCGACCAGAUGCACAAACUGCAUCACAGCAGCCUGAUUCUGUCCUCCUGGGUCGAGCGGGCUGCGCUUUUGGCGUCUACGAGGCACCCCUGCCCAGCUCCUGUCCCCGUCAGCCUGAAUCAGAUCUGCGAAAACAUCUGGAAUCCACUGCUGGCAGAGUUCUUGCAGCUCGGUGUCAGCAUAGAGAACGCAAGCAUCACUUUCAAGCAGCUCGAUCAGGUUUUGGUGGAGAUUGGUGACCAGGGAGACGGGAAGCUAAUAGAGAAGGAGCUGAGUCUGAUGUCAGAGGUGCUGCGUGAAUCGGGAAUCAGAUCUGAGGAGAACUGGGUGGAUCUCAGACUCAGUCAUAUCCAGGAUUAUCGGCAGCUCCACGAGGCGGCGGCUGCAGCCGGUGCGAUGCUGAAAAUUGCUGAAAAAAUGAAACUUUCUGGGAACUUCACAGAAAUCGACACUCUCAGCCAACUGGAAGACGACACAUUUAAGCAGAGGGCUCUGGGCUCCCUCACUGUCGACCUGUUUCAUGCCAGUCAGCAGCUCUCCAGAGUCACCAAGCAGCACACGGCCUGUCUGGAAGAGUUUCUAGCGAGCCAAACUCUGGUCACCUGGGUCAAAGAGAACCUUAAAGAUAUGAGUGAUGUGAAGGUCUAUGUUGACCUGGCGUCCAUAUCUGCUGGAGAGAAUGACACAGAGAUCGACCAGGUGGCCUGUUUCCAUGAUGCAGUGAUGGGUUACGCCCCUCUGCUCUACUCCCUCUCCCCUCGAGCUGGAUUUAAGGAUUUCAUGAAGUGUGCUCUGUCGGUGUGGGAAACCCAGAACAGAGACGAGAAGCUACCAGACAAACUGAGGGAGUCCACUCGAUUGCUGAGCUGGCUGAAAACACUGAAGGAGACUCACGGCUCUGUGGAGCAGUCCUCUCUCUCUUUGGCUUCUUCUAUUAAUGCUGACGGAGUUUACCACAUAGGAUGGUCUGAUGUAAACACAGAGAAGAGAUGUCUACAAAACAUGGUCCACGUCACAGUGAGGAAGGACAGAAGGGAGAAGAGCUACAAGCUUGAAGACCUUCUGGAGUUACAGAACAAACUGAUGCUCAUGUCAUCCAAAGGGGAGCACGGGCGAGAACAAGUCAACAGGUUCACAGAGGUUUUUGAAGGAGUUCAGCGACUGGGCACCAUCCUUCUUCAGAUGCAAACAUCUGGAAACAUGCUUUUCAGGGAAUGGCGUGCUGAGGUCGAGUGCUGCCCACAGCAGCAGCCGUGCAUUAAAGUCACCUUCGUAUCCCUGAUGGGUAAAGAGAUGGUGUACUGCGGGGAGGUGACUGAGCAGCUACAGAAGCUGGCUCAGUCCAUGGAGAGCUGCCAGAACGAGUGGCGCUCCUUCAUCAGCAACAUGCGCUCCAGCUUCAGCCUGCUGAACUACUACACCUCAGAGCAGAUCGUGUACCUAUGCCACUGGAUACACAAAGUGUGUCAACGGCAGGCAUCAGUUCCUCCACAGCUAUGGCAUUUACUGUUUCCCAUAAAGCCUCAGUGUACUCUAACUGAUGUCAGAGUCGCUUUCACUAAUGCAGCAAGUAUGGCCUCACAGCAUGAUGGAUUGGAAAUGGAGCCUGACGAUGAAGAUCAGUAUUACACACCAGCUUCACCAGGUCACUCUGAAGAGGACACGGAAGAGGCUCAUGAUUUGAUGGAGUUUUCAGAUGACGAAGAUGAAGAUGAUGCCGUCAGGAGGUUUGAUGAGGACAGUCUUGAAAAACUCUGGCGUAAAUUCAAGGAUGACAUGUCACAGUAUCUCAGCGAGUACUUGGACAUUUCAUCUUUGGCCCUCUUCCUCUCGUGCCUCUCGGAAAUGAACCCGCAACAGAUAACCAGGAACCUUCCGCCGGUUCUCCAUGAAGGAAAGCCCAAUCUUGUGAUUUGUCCCAGUGCAGAAGUUUUUACCACCAUCCUGUCUUUUUACAUCCAAAGUCCGGAGCAGCCUCUGCCAUCUACAGAUGAGGUUCUAGUCUGCAGAGAAGAAACCACAGAGGAGCAGGUGGAGAUCUUUCUCCGCCGAGCUCUUGGCCAAGGCUCCCGACAAAACUGGCACAAGAUUUACUCUCUUGUCAAUCCAGGGUUGCUGGGAUAUGACGUCAGUGUGGCCUUGGGGGAGCUCUUUGAGGGUCUUCAGAGAAGUGCCAGUCCGCAAUACCGUUUGGUAAUAGUCAGCCCGGUUGUGCACCAGCACAGAUAUGUGCCCUCUUUCUUCAGCAAUGACAAAGUACAGGCUGGUGUGAGUCUAACAGCGGAGACUGCCAGGAAAUAUCUACGUCACCACUUCACACAAAACAGCCUCCUGCAAAACCCUGUCACACUGGUUUCUCCUGAUCAUCUCUCAGUCUGGAUGGUGUCAUCAGUACGCCCUGCAGUUGGGAAAUCCCUUUAUGUGGAUCGAUUGUUUGAGAAGUUUCAGCAGAAAUCUCCCAGAGCAGAACAUGUUAGGAUCAGACUGAUUGAGCCAUGCGUUGACAUAGACUCCUUGAUAAAGAGUCUAUCAGAAAAACUGGCACCCUUGAGAGACCAGGACCCCGUUCUCCUGCACAUCGACACCGCUGGAGUGCGUUCAGGUCUGGAAGAGCUCCUGUUCCAUCUGUUAGUUCUGGGCUGUUUGAGUGACAGCCAUGGCAUGCUGUGGCGAAGAAAUGUAGCUCACUUGAUCACUGUGGAGGUCUUGAGAACAAACACAGCACCUCAAAACCGGCCAAAACAGAUGAAGCUUGGACUUCUUGACAUUCUGCCUACCAUCCAUUGUAGACCUCCAAAAGAGGUGAUGCAGUUGUUGGUCAGUAGAGGGGUGGCGACAAAAAAGACAGUUGAUCCGCUCAUGGAUGAGCAGGAGUUUUGCAGCGAGGGGAUUCAAAGGCCGUAUCAGUACUUAAAGAAGUACAGGAAGAAUGAAAAUCUGGAUCGUUUUAACUACCAGGAAGGAUCGAGAGAGGGCAGUCCCACUGACUGUGUCCAUCAUUUUCUGUUAUACUGUGGAAUGCAAGAUCCAUCCUGGGCAGAGCUGAAGAACUUCUCCUGGUUCCUCAAUGUGCAGCUGAAAGACUGUGAGAACUCAGUUUUCUGUGAUCCAGAUUUUCUGGCUGACCAGCUGCCUGGUUUCAAAGGCUUCAUUGUGAAGUUCAUGAUUCUAAUGGCAAGAGAUUUUGCCUCGCCAUCUCUGAACACGUCUGAUGAAAGUCCCAUGCUGCACGUUGAUAACAGUCUGGAGGAUGACCUUCUUGCCCGUCUGACAAUUCGGAAGCAUUGGGAGAAUGAGUCUCAUCCAUACAUCUUCUUUAAUGCAGACAGAUCCUCAAUGUCUUUCCUCGGCUUUAAUGUAAGGAUGGUUUUGGGGCGAAACACACUCAGCGCAGUUGAUCCUCAGAGCAACAAGGUCCUGAUAGAAGAUGUGAUGUCAGUGCAACUUUUGGAAGGUUUGGAACGGCAGGGAAUCUGUCUCACUGAAAAAUUUGAUCAGUUGCCCCGGCCAGAAAAAAUCAGAAGGAUUUCAUGUGUUGUUGGUGCAAAGAAAGGGAUGGUGGUUGGAAGAUUUGAUCCAGACCCAACGUAUGAGCUCACUGCUGACAAUGUGAUGAAGAUGUUGGCCAUACACAUGAGAUUCCGGUGUGAAAUUCCAGUUGUGAUCAUGGGAGAGACGGGCUGUGGAAAAACCAGAUUAGUCCGUUUCCUUUGUGCCCUCCAGAGGGAGGAAAGACCAGUAGAGAACAUGGUACUUGUCAAGGUACAUGGUGGAACUACAGCUGAGAUGAUCUACAGAAAGGUGAGGGAGGCAGAGAUACUCGCUGAGAAGAACCACAAAAUCCAUAAGCUGGACACCAUUUUGUUCUUUGAUGAAGCCAACACCACAGAGGCCAUUUUUGCCAUCAAGGAAGUCCUGUGUGACAAAUCAGUGAAAGGGAAACCUCUGAAGCCAGGCAGUGGCUUAAAAAUAAUAGCUGCUUGCAAUCCUUACAGGAAGCACUCACCUGAGAUGGUGGAACGUUUGGAACGUGCAGGUUUAGGGUACAGGGUGAAGGCAGAUCAAACAGAAGACCGUCUGGGCAAAGUCCCACUGAGGCAGCUGGUGUACAGAGUUCAUCCCCUGCCUCCAAGCAUGGCUUCUUUGGUUUGGGAUUUUGGUCAGUUGAGUGAUUCAACAGAGCUUUCCUACAUCAAACAAAUUGUCCAGAAGAAUGUUCACGACCAUCGUUUGCCAGUGGUCUGCAAGGACAUCAUCUCAAACGUGCUGGGAGCCUCCCAGAAAUAUAUGCGGAGUUGCAAAAAUGAGUGCAGUUUUGUGAGUCUCAGAGAUGUGGAGAGGUCGAUGAAAGUGCUAGUUUGGUUUUACCAGCAUAGCGAGGUCCUUUUCAACAACUGCUCUCAACUCAAUGAGGCUCAUAAAACACUGAAGUGCUUGAUUCUUUCAGUUGGAGUCUGCUACUAUCCAUCUCUGGUGGACAAAGAGAAGUACCUCUCUGUGAUCUGUAAGUGCUUUCCAGAACCUCUAUGCUCUUCAGCAGCAUUGCAGGAAGAAAUCUCAUCCUGUCAAGACAUCUUCCUUAAAAACAUACAGACAAGAGAGACCAUAGCCAAAAAUGUCGCACUCAAAGAGAAUGUGUUUCUCAUGGUGGUUUGCAUUGAGCUCAGGAUCCCACUCUUUCUGGUUGGCAAGCCAGGCAGCUCAAAGUCUCUUGCUAAAACAGUGGUUGCUGAUGCCAUGCAGGGCCAGAACUCCCACUGUGGCCUAUUCAAGAAACUCAAGCAAGUUCAUAUGGUCUCCUUUCAGUGUAGUCCUCACUCAAGUCCUGAGGGCAUCAUAGGGACAUUCAGGAACUGCGCCCGCUUCCAGAAGGACAAAAACAUGGAUGAGUAUGUUUCAGUGGUGGUGCUUGAUGAGAUAGGACUCGCAGAAGAUUCUCCUCAAAUGCCCCUGAAGACCCUCCAUCCUCUCCUAGAAGAUGGUUGCAUUGACAAUGACAAGCCAGAUCCACACAUGAAGGUUGGCUUUGUGGGCAUUUCCAACUGGGCUCUUGACCCAGCAAAGAUGAACAGAGGAAUAUUUGUGUCCAGAUGGGAUCCAAGUGAAGACGAGCUUGUGGAAACUGCCAAGGGAAUUUGUUCAUCCUCCAACCAAAUUCUCCUGAAAAUCAAACACCUCUUCCCAUCUUUGGCAAAGGCCUUCUUGAGCGUCUGUCAAGAGACCUCAAAAAAUCAAUUCUUUGGGCUAAGGGAUUACUAUAGCCUAGUCAAAAUGCUUUUUGCCGCAGUCAAAUCCACCCAACAAGAACCAGAUGGCGGACAAUUGGUGGAGGCUAUCUUGCGUAACUUCAGUGGACAGCCAGAGGGUUUUGACCCAGUAAUAUUUUUCCAAGAGGUUCUCCAAAACUUGAUGGAAAUUCCAAGACCAAACACCUUGCAAAUGGUGAAAAAGAAUCUUGAUUAUGAAAGCAACCAGGAGAGCCGUUACCUCCUUUUGCUGACCACCAACAAUGCAGCACUUCAUAUCCUGCAACAACAAGUCUUUGCCAAAGGAGACUAUCCACCACCUGAAAUUGUCUUUGGCUCAGGAUUCCCAAAGGACCAGGAAUAUGCCCAAAUCUGCCGCAAUGUUAACCGUGUGAAAACAUGCAUGGAGACCGGACGCACUGUCAUCCUCCUCAACAUGCAAAAUCUUUAUGAAAGCCUGUACGAUGCUUUGAACCAGUACUAUGUUUACCUCAGUAAGCAGCAAUACGUUGAUCUUGGUCUCGGCUCUCACAGAGUCAAAUGUCGUGUCCACACAAACUUCAGACUGGUGGUAGUGGAGGACCAGAAGAAAGUCUAUGAGCACUUUCCCAUGCCCCUCAUCAACAGGCUUGAAAAACACAGGGUUGAUAGGAGUACCGAUCUCGAACCAUGGCAACACAGGGUUCUCCACAAACUAAAGGAGUGGGUGAAGGAAUUCUCAGGUGAGGCCUCAGAGGAUUUCAAGUUGUCUGACAUUUUUGUUGGCUACCAUGGUGAUGCCUGUGCCAGUGCUCUCUUGCAAGCGCUAGAAAGCCGAGCACAAAAAGCUGCACAGAGUGCAGUAGGACAACACCAACAGAAGGAAAAUGAUGACUUACUUGAAGAAGAUGAACCAAAUGAAACAACUGAAUCAAAUCCAAAUGAACUGAAAGAGGUCACUGAUAAGGAGGACGAUCAGUUGGGUGAACUGAUGGACGUAGAGAUUGCUGAAAAAGAGGGAGCAACUGAGUCCAUGGAAAUGAACAAUGAUGAAUCCACUGAGGUAUGUGAUGACAGGAACAAAGUGAUCUCUGAGGGCGAAGAAAUGAUGAUCACAGAAAAUGAAGUGGGAUCUGCUGGGGAAAACGUGGAAGAAGAAGUCUUCGAUAUAGCUAAAUGUCUCUUGUUGAACUGCUCCACCCCGGACGCAGUGGUCAGGCUCAAGUAUUCAGAUUUAGCACACCAGGACAAGGAGAAACUCCAGAGAAUGUACUUCCAGCAACAGCAUCACCACUCCCUCCGAGACUUCCUGGAAGAUUGCCUGAACAAGCAUCAGAGGUCCAGCAAGUUUCUAGAGAUAACUACAUUCUCCAGCUUGUUAACCAGAUCAGAUGUCAAGGUUGUAGCCCAUGCUUUAGGACUGCAUACGGACAAGAUCCUCCUGCUCUCACUCCACCAGUUUGACACCGAGGUCUCCUUCUGCAACAAGAUACGGGGCUUCCUUCAAGAUGCCAGUCACUCUCUCCACAUCCUGUUAAUCCAGAUGGACCUCGAGGAAUCCCACUGCAGUGAUGAACUGAUAGCAUCAGCAAAGUACUGCACCAUGAAUUACUUGAUGUCACUGGAGGAUCAGACCUGUUGGGUGAUUUUCGUUGUGAAGGUUUCUCGGAUCCAAAGUCAAUCUCAGUACAUCGGUUUCCAAGGAGGAGUCUGGCACUCGGUGCAUAUUGAUGACCUGAGGGAUUCAGAGGACAUGAGCCUGAACCUGUUUGGUUUCUGUGGGACUCUCAUUAGCAGCCUACUCAACCCCGCUUCACCAGAACACCAUGAAGAUGAAGAAACAAUGAGGAAAAGGAAAGAGUCUCAGGUAGAUCGAGCUCACCUCCACAGCCUAUCCUUAGUGAGAUCAUGUCUCCAAAAAGCUGUGGGUCUGCUGAGGGACUCUAGUGACGUGACAUCCCGAAGCAUGCAGCGGAUACACAUCCUCCUGGCUCUUCUAGGAACUGAUCGAGGGCAUAUAGGAGCUCGCUUUCAGGACGUGUUGUUAAGCAGACUGGCAGACGCUUUGGCACAGAGAGAAGAAACGAUGGGCUGUCCGAAGGAGUGGGUGAGCAGAGAAGCCAAGAAACGGCAGGCUCUGCAGGAGGGGGGAACUCUGAGACACACCCUGUGGCGCUGUCUUCAGUCCACCGUGACUCCAACCUUGGCUGGCAUGUUGGAAGUCAUGGACAGGUAUGCAAAUCUGGACCUGCUCUCUGAUGGCAGGCUCGGCAAGGGCCUGGUGAAGCUGUGGUUGGACAUCCUGGCAGAUUCACAGAUUUUAGACCUAACACCUCUCCAAAAGCCAAGUGAGUCAGACCAGGAGGUGCUCGUACAUCACUACUUCAUGCUGGAUGGGGAAGAACAACCCUGUGCUGCUGCGUUCAGCUGGCUCGUCAGGAGGCACCUUGAAAGUCUUUGGGAAGAAUCAGAGUUUAUUCCAGUAACAAAAGAGGGUGGCACAGAGAGGAUCCUCCAGUUUGUGAGCACCUUCAACGACAGCAGGCUGGGCAGCCACCUGCAGAAACUCUCGGAUGAGGAGAGAUUGGAGUAUGGCCACCACUACCUACAAGACUUUCUGCUGCUUUCGUUGAAGAUCAAGUCCAAGGACGAGCGCAGGGUGCUCACCAGGGCCAUGUUGGGCUGCGUGUCUGAGCUUCAGGCGUCCAUGGGUGCCGUCAGCGACCUCUCUCCAGCUUGGAUAACGGCUGCUGCCAAACAUUUUGCCCUCAGACUGGACACUCUCUGCCACAUAUUCCUGCUGCAGCCCGAGCUGGCCACUGAUGUCUUUCAGCAGGGGUCAAAGAGGGAAGCCCAAGAAAUGGUGGAGGACAUUUUAGCGCUCGGCGUCUGUGUUGAGCAGACCAAACUCCUGACUGUGACGUCGCGGCAAGAGUGCGAGUCCUUUGUGAGCAGAGUGGAGUUUCUGCAGCCGUGUCUGGAUCGGGUGUUUGGUCAGAAAUACAGAACCCUCUGUGGCCCCAUCUCUCUGCAACAUCUGGACUCCAUCAGGUCACUGUGGCAUGGGAUGCUGGUUGUUGCCUCUUUCAUCCAGCACGUCAUGUUUAAACAGAAUGAGCCAAAAUUGAAAGAACUGUCUCUGAAACACUGCAACCUUCACCUGAGUCUGAUGCAGGAGUCACCUGAUCUAAGGAACGUGGACACGCUGCAGCAGCUGAUCCGGAUCCUCAAUUCUUUUCAUGAUGAGUGCAUCAGCAGGGAUCUGAGGUUCGGCUUCUCUUGCCCGAUUUGCUUCGUGGAGCUCACCGAGCCGUCCGUCCUGCCCUGCCAGCACAUCUUCUGUUUGCCGUGUCUCCAACGCAGCGUUCAGUCCUGUAGACGUUGCCCCGUAUGCAGGAACGACCUGCCACCCAACUUCAAGCCGACUGUUUCUCACGCCAUCAAGGAAGCCCUUCAGCAGCAGGCAGCAGUCAGGCUCUGCUGUAACUCCUUCUUCCUGGACGUGGUGUCCAGGUUCUGUCUGUCCGAGGGGCAGAGGCCUGGACAGGGAGUGGUGGAGCUGCUCUUCUCUUUACUCGUCUCCGCUCAAGGCGACGUGUACAGGACCAGACAGCUCACUCCCUUCCUGGACUGUGUGGAUAACAGUCCAGUGGUGCGAUCUGUGCUGCCCAAACUGCUGCUGCAGUACAGUUUCGACCAGGUGAAGGCUCACAUUCAGGAAUACCUCACUAAUCUGGCAGAGCAUCUCCUUCCCAGAGAAGAUCGUACUGAACUCUACCUGCUGUUUGUCAACUGCUUCCAGGACUCUCUGUUGUGCUCAGAAGCGAGAGCAGUUGAACAGAGUGAAGAACAGCAAAGGCAAGCAGAGAUCACAUUCCUGAGCCGGGUGGCCAGGAAACAGACUGCAGACAGACAACAAGACCCGGCAGAGUUCCUGCUCAACAUCGCCAGGCUGAGAAUAUGCCUGAGCACUGCUGCCCGGCUGCUGGUGAAAGCUGCAGCCCACGGCGGAGGCGGAGGGGUGGAGGCUCAGUACCUGCAGCAGGUGAGGGCGGUGUGUGAGUACUGUGGUAACGACUGGCACAGGGUUUACCUGCUACGAGCCCUCAACAGACUCUCCGGUGUGGACUGCAUACUGUCCCUGAUGAACAAUCCGGCCCGGAGAUGGGUCUUCCCCGAAGAUGUCCUUCGACUUCAGCGGAUGAUUCCAACCAAUGUGGACCACUUCCUGUGCUGUGGGCCGCCGUACCGAGCUGUGAGAGACGCCGUGGCCGUGGUUCUGCUGGAAAACAGAUCCGACACCUUCGUGACAGAAAUCAAGAAGCUGAGAGCUUCUCGGCUCAGCCUCGUGGCCCUGGCCCUCUUCAGACAGUUCACCUGCCGCUACAAGUCACCUGACCUCAGCCUUCGUCCCUCCCCGCAGGAGACGGCGAGACUGCAAGAAGUCCUGAAAAACGUCAAGCCAAAGGAGUUCAAGGAUUUCUGCAGCACGCUCGUGUCAAAUCACAUCGGUGGUCCACGCUCAGACCUCCACAUCAGCAUGAACCUUCCGCCUCAGAGACAAACCCUCCUGGAGCUGCUGGUCCAUCUGGACUCUGUGCUCCUCAGUGGAAAUCCUCUGCUGGUUCCUCUCCACCAGAUAGCCUUCCAGCCUCAGAAUGCCACAGACUCUUUCCUGCCAACCAUGCCUGAUGAUCACACAAGUGAAGCCAGACAGUGGCUGAGUAAAGAUAGGAGAGUGCAGAUGUACUAUUGUGCCAACGGACAUCCAUGCUUUGUUGGAGAGUGUGGCAGACCGACAGUUAUAUCAACAUGUCCAGACUGUGGAAUUCCAAUUGGUGGCCAGAAGUACAACCCAGUCGAUGGAUUCACUCAACACACAGGACCAAGCGUCAGAGAUCGAACUCGGACCGGACACGUCUUAGGAGAGGCUCGUCAGAGGUCUGAAGCUCCUGAACGACAGAUGACGUACGCUCAGUCCUGCGUCCUGCGGCUCUUUACGCACCUCGCCAUGCUUCAGGGCGCCAUAAGAAAUCAGAGAGGAGUUUGUGACAUGAUCCACCCCGGGACCCGUGAUGUGUUCAACUUCCUGUGGAACCACCUGGACCAGGACCUGCGUGUGCUGGGGAAGACGCUGGAUCAGAACAUGGACAACACGGCGGUUACAGUUCAUUUGAUUCUCACAACCUGCACAGAGCCCGCUGCAGGUUCCCGCGGCGCAGCAGGACAGGAUCUGUCCUCCAGACAAGCACGGCAAGCGUGGGAGAAGCUUGUGUGUGAUUCUGCCAUCAACCCAGUGCUUCAAGAUUUGCAGAGGAAACUCGCUGAAGCUCAGGACAGAAUCGCUGCAGAUGAUGGACUUUCAGGAGGUCCCCUGAUGACUCUCCUCUUCAAGGAUCCUGGGAAAAUGUUGUCCCUCCCUUCUGACUGUCCGACACAAUGCUCCUCUUUCUGGACUCUUCCCGAGACGAUGACAGUGGAGCGCUUCACUCAGAUGGUGGGAGAAUCGCAGCAGCGCAGCUCCUUAACUCUGCUGAUAAUGUUCCUCGAUAAGAUACACUGCGUGAGGCAGUUACAUCACCUGCCCGAGCUGGCUGCUUUGCAGUCAGACCUGCUGAAGGUGUUUCCUCUGGCGCCAGACUCCACGGCGCAGAGUAUUGCACACAUGUUGCAGCAGAUACCAGCAGGAUACCAGAAGAAGAUUCUGCUGGAGAGAGUGGACAGAUUCAUCAAGGUGUGGAACUGCCUCAGAGCCGAGGUGGCAAACAACUCAGCAGACUUGGGUGUGGAUGUGAACUUGUGCGAGAAGGAGGUGACGACCGAGAGUUCUGGAGAGUUUCUGACACCGUCUCGACGUGGACCGGGCUCGUGUCUGCGAACUCUGGUCGACCUCCUGUUGAAGACUCACAACAGCCUGGUGACGGAGGCCAGGACAGCCAGUGGCCAAGAGGACAGUGAAUACAUUGUUCCUUUAGAGAGGAUAUCAGAAACCCAGCUGACCCUGUGUCACCCAGAGCGAGAGCUGCUUCCUCUGGUGUUAGCCCACUGCCACUACACCUUGAAGAAAGGUGGUGAGACCGGCAGCAACUAUGACCUGCCCGGCAUUCAAGGCCAGCUGAUCCGUCGCUUCCUGGCUGGAAAACCACGUAUCCAAGCGGACACCUCGAGGUUCCUGAACAGACACCUGCAGGAUUUCUCUGUGGUUCUAACAGAGGUCAGAGGAAAGAUUCGCCAGGAACCUCUGAAGGGUUCUGUGUGCAACGCCGUGAGAAUGAUGCUGCGCUCGUACACAGACGUUUGUGACGCCGUGUUCGUGGUGGAGAUCGGCCUUCGCUUUCUUGGCAAGACGGGCGGAGACCCCCAAGGUCAACUUUUGUCCUACCUCACUGAUUCGCUGCAGAUGAAGACGCAGAUUUCCAGCUCUGUAGCCAAGAGUCUUGAAGAGAGCAGACUGGAACACAGCAUAUCCACCUGGCAGCUCUUGACUUGUUGGAAAUCUGAGUUUAUGCUGAGCAGAAAGCAAGACCCGUUCCAGAGGCUGCCCUCACAGUUCCAGCAGAAGCUGUCAGACGAGGAGAGGAAAGGGCUGAAGGGUUUCCUCGCUGUCACGGAUGUUGACGCUUUCUCUUUGGAGCUGCAUGAAAUUCUGCUGCUGAAGACGAGCAACGCCGUGCCUGACGAGGCUUACAAACCACAGUGGGACAUCAGGUACACCGUAGAGCUCCAUUUGGAGGAGAAAGACCUUCCACCUCUGCUGGGACUCCAGUCUCUAUCGGAGGACAUCACCCUGGGAAAAGGGGCCGACGUGUGGAGGGCGGCUGUGGAGUUUAAAAGAAGAUGAAUGCUGAAUUAUUUCUGAUUCCUCUUGUUGAUAUAUCGAUUAUGGUGGACUGUCUAUGAUUACAUUUGAUUUCUGUGAUGUAAAUAUUACGAAUGAAAGUUGUAUAAAUGCAUUUGUUUGUAUUAAUUAUGUUUCCUCUGUUAAUGAGGUGCCAUGGAACAAUUAAUAAAUCACUCAUGCAUAAAUUAAACAUUGUUUUUUUGUCAUAGAACAGUUAAUAAAUCACUCAUGCAUAAAUUAAACAUUAUUUUUUGACCAUAGAACAGUUAAUAAAUGACUCAUGCAUAAAUUAAACAUUGUUUUUUGUCAUAGAACAGUUAAUAAAUGACUCAUGCAUAAAUUAAACAUUAUUUUUUGACCAUAGAACAGUUAAUAAAUGACUCAUGCAUAAAUGAAACAUUGUUUUUUUGCCAUAGAACAGUUAAUAAAUGACUUAUGCAUAAAUUAAACAUUGUUUUUUUUGCCAUAGAACAGUUAAUAAAUGACUUAUACAUAAAUUAAACAUUAUUUUUUGACCAU